Sus scrofa (pig) is the source of this 3548-nucleotide messenger RNA. RefSeq names its product pyruvate dehydrogenase kinase 4 (gene PDK4). Lineage: Eukaryota; Metazoa; Chordata; Mammalia; Artiodactyla; Suidae. Gene Ontology annotation, biological process: regulation of glucose metabolic process; protein phosphorylation. The record is from RefSeq and is marked provisional. Gene Ontology annotation, molecular function: pyruvate dehydrogenase (acetyl-transferring) kinase activity. Gene Ontology annotation, cellular component: mitochondrion.
AGGACACCAAUCUGAGUCUCAGGCUACCUACUGCUCCUACGACUCAGUGCCUCAUUCCUCCACCAAGAAGCACCCCGGAACCUCAGCCUAGGUCUGGGAGCACCACCCCACCUGUUCUCUCCGCAGGGACGUGCCCCUCCCGCGCCCUACAAGGUCCUAGGUCCUGCUUCUGGCAGCCUUCACCCCUCCAACCAGCCUCAGCUCCAGUCUGGAACAGGCAUCAGGAUGAAAGCGGCUCGCUUUGUGAUGCGCAGCGCUGGCUCCCUGGUUCCCCGAGAGGUCGAGCAUUUCUCGCGCUACAGCCCAUCCCCGCUGUCCAUAAAGCAGCUGCUGGACUUCGGUUCAGAAAAUGCAUGUGAAAGAACCUCUUUUGCAUUUUUGCGACAAGAGUUGCCUGUGAGGCUAGCCAAUAUCCUGAAGGAAAUUUAUAUCCUCCCUGAUCGAUUAGUAAAUACCUCUUCAGUGCAAUUAGUUAAGAGCUGGUAUAUCCAGAGCCUGAUGGAGUUGGUAGAAUUCCAUGAGAAAAGCCCAGAGGAUCAGAAAGUAUUAGCAGAUUUUGUAGACACUCUCAUCAAAGUUCGAAAUAGACACCAUAAUGUAGUUCCUACAAUGGCACAAGGAAUCCUGGAGUAUAAAGAUGCCUGUACAGUUGACCCUGUCACCAACCAAAAUCUUCAGUAUUUCUUGGAUCGAUUUUACAUGAACCGUAUUUCUACCCGGAUGCUGAUGAACCAACACAUCCUGAUAUUUAGUGACUUACAGACAGCAAAUCCAAGCCACAUUGGCAGCAUUGACCCAAACUGUGAUGUGGCAGCAGUGGUCCAAGAUGCCUUUGAGUGUUCCAAGAUGCUCUGUAAUCAGUAUUAUUUAACAUCUCCAGAAUUAAAGCUCACACAAGUGAAUGGAAAACUUCCAGGUCAACCAAUUCAUAUUGUGUAUGUUCCAUCUCACCUUCAUCAUAUGCUCUUUGAACUAUUCAAGAAUGCAAUGAGGGCUACAGUCGAACACCAGGAAAACUGGCCUUCUCUGACACCAAUUGAGGUGAUUGUUGUCUUGGGAAAAGAAGAUCUUACAAUUAAGAUUUCAGACAGAGGAGGUGGUGUUCCCCUGAGGAUCAUUGACCGUCUUUUCAGUUACACGUAUUCUACAGCACCAACACCUGUGAUGGAUAAUUCCCGGAAUGCUCCUUUGGCUGGUUUUGGUUACGGCUUGCCAAUUUCUCGUCUCUAUGCCAAGUACUUCCAAGGAGAUCUAAACCUCUACUCUUUGCCAGGAUAUGGAACGGAUGCUAUCAUCUACCUAAAGGCUUUGUCUUCUGAAUCUAUAGAAAAACUCCCAGUCUUUAACAAAUCAGCCUUCAAACAUUACCAGAUGAGCAGUGAGGCUGGUGACUGGUGUAUCCCAAGCAAAGAACCAAAGAACUUGGCGAAGGAAAAAGUGGCUGUGUGAGGAGGGACCCUUGGGACACUUUAAGGGAUCAAAGUGGGUCUAAGCCAACGCUGCUUCCUGAAUGUGUGCGUGUGAAGUCUUGUACUCAAAAACAAACAACAGCAACAAAAACUCCUUGCUCAAAACACAACUUCAAAGAGGAAGAAAGCCCUUUUCUGGGACCCAGGCAAGCGCAGUGCAGGAUGGCAGAAGUCAAUGGCUGGCCAGUUCUUUAUUCUAAUUUUUUUAACUUAGAAUAACUCAGGAGUUUAUCUCAAAUCCCAAAGAAAAAAUAAGCCUCAGUUUUCCACCUUUUUGUCAACAAGAAUGGGAAAGAGUGAGAGGUAAAGAUGUGGGCUAACAGUUUCAACUGAUAUUUUAGGCUGCUGGUUGAUGUCAAAAGAUACUGGUAUUUAUCGAUUAUCAGGUGUCAAAAUACCAGUACUUCCCUGCCAUUCAAAGGAUUAGGGCUUGUUUUAUACCAUAUGAUUAGAAAUGUAUGUAAACAUACAUUUCAUAUAUGUGCACUCUGGAGAUGGAAAGGCCGUGAUUGAAAUAACAUUUACUUUGAAUGAGGAGGAAUGAGUCAAAUUAGUUUUAUUCAGAGUUAUAGCCAAGGCAUGGGCUUAUGUAAAAGCUCAGAAGAAGACUUUGAUAAAUACAGUGCCUUUAUAUGCUGCUUUUCCUGUUCACACCUUAAGUAAUAAGUGAACACAUAUUGCCAUGUGCCUACUCUUGGUUGAAUUUUAAAAUAUGCACUGAAUUCAGGAUGUUGGAGGUGGGAAGGAGAGAAGAACUGUCAAAGUGAGAGCAAAAUCUCACCUUGCUUUGUUAAGAUAGAUAAAACAGAAGUAGAUUGGAAAAACCAGUGUUACAGAAUGAAAUAAUGCAUUCGGAACUGAACUCAGUAGGAAGGGCUAUUCUCUACCCUGCAGUGGUGGUAAUACAAAGGCAUAUAUUUUCUAGGCUUAAAGAGAUGUAUUUUUGAUAACAUGUUUUUAAAUAUAUUCUCUACACUCCACCAUUUUUAACAUGUCGGUUAAAAAAUUUGUAAUUAACAAAUGGCUCAAGAACAUUAGAAUUUUAAUACUUCUUGGAGUCUUUUAAACAAAUAGCCUGGGAGUAAGGUUUUUAUGCCACUGAGGCUUUCAUUUAUGAAUCACUGAGAUUGAGAGCUAAUGCAUGAAAGCUGAAAUGCAUACGGAACUUUUGGGGAGUUCAGGAAUAAUGAGCAGGUUGACAGAGCAGUCUAGCACAUUCCUCUUGGAGAAGGAAUAAAAAAAUGAAAUAGAAAAUGAAGGAAGGGAAGGAAGGACAGAGGGAAGCAGAAGGCAAGAAUCUUGCUAUAUUCCCCACAAAUUAUUGCAAGAAAUGAUCCAUAUUUUCAUGGGUAAAUUAUUGGCAAGAGGAUGAAUUGGUAUGGCUUCUUUAAAUAGUUCUCUCACUCUUGCAAAAGAAUAGGCUUUUAUGAGAUAAACUUUUCUCUGUCAAAUUGAUGUUUUAAACUGGGAUAUAGAAAAUAGCAUUUUCUUGUUAAUGAAAUAACCAGUAGUGUCUAUAUGUUGAACUUAACAUUUGUAUUUAAUUUUCUCAUAGCCUAUUGUUGUGGUGCUGCUGGUAGCAGUCAUAGAACUGUCAAACUAUCUGUUGUGGAUUUCAGAUUUUAUCAUCAGAUGUCCUGGAAGUGACUUUUUUUUUUAAUUGUCAGACUCUGGCUUAUGCAUUUAUUGAUUACACAAAACCAUUUGCAAUAGGUUAUUUGACUUUUCACUUUUUACUGAAAUUUAAACAUUUUUUGCAUGUAAAUUUUGAAGGCAUAUGUACCAAAGAUUUAAAGCAGUUGAUUAAUAUCUAAACCAAACACUGUGAACUAUCUUUAAAACACUAGAGAAAAAGAAAUGUUGGUUAUCUCAAUAACGUCAACUGUGUAAAUGGAGUUCUAUAAGAUAGAAAUAGUCCAUGUUGGUAUGUGUGAAAGCAAAGGAAGAGUUUUAGGAUUCUAGUGGAUGGAAACUGACUGUUCAGGCCCACUUGUAUUAUUAAUGUAUAAAUUGUGUUUUUAUGUCUAGGCUAUGUACAGAGAAAUGUGAUAAUUUUUAUAAUAAAUAUUUUUAUAUUUA